Messenger RNA from Ictalurus punctatus (channel catfish), 1455 nucleotides. RefSeq names its product E3 ubiquitin-protein ligase TRIM62-like. Bases 1 to 1455 code for a protein of 484 amino acids. The transcript has 6 exons. Lineage: Eukaryota; Metazoa; Chordata; Actinopteri; Siluriformes; Ictaluridae. The record is from RefSeq and is a predicted model, not a curated record. Gene Ontology annotation, molecular function: zinc ion binding; protein binding.
AUGGAGGUUACAGAACAAGCACUAACAUGUCCCAUCUGUGUGGAUGUCUUUACAAAACCCAUAUGCCUCCCCUGUGGACACAACUUCUGCCAGGCCUGCAUCUGUAUUGUUUGGAACUUGGAUAAUGAUUCAGAGGCCGGGCCACGAUUCUGCCCUGAAUGCCAGAUAUUCCUUCCACCUGACCUGAAACUUGAAAUCAACACAGAUCUGGAGCAAAAGGUACAGCAUUCCAGCACUUGUGGACAUGUGAGGGAAGAGGCUACAUCAGUGUCUUCAUCAGUUGUCAUGUGCGAUCAGUGCAUUGAGAGAUCUUCAGUGGCUGUGAAAAGCUGUCUGAACUGUGAUGCUUCGUUGUGCUCAGCUCACACUCUCCAUCAUCAGCACAGAGAACGGCUGAGAGGACACACACUUAUUGAACUGACCGAAGAUAUGCUUUCCUAUAAGUGUCAGGAACAUGGAGAGGUACAGAAGCUGUUUUGCCAGGAUGACCAGGCUGCCGUGUGCUCUCUCUGUGUGGUGUUCGGGACACAUAAGAGUCACCGCAUCAUCCAGCUGCAAGAAGCCUGCUCAGAUUUCAAGAAAGCCCUGGAGGAAAGAGAAGGAGAGCUGCUGCAGAACAGACACCUGGCUGAGUGUGCUUUACAGGACCUGCAGCAACUGGUUUCAGAGACAUCUUCUUCUGCUAAAGCCUGCAGAGUCCGAAUAACAGAAACAUAUAGCCAAAUGAAAGCCCUGAUUGUAAAAGAUCAACAGCUGAUGAUGGAUAUUAUAGAUAUGGAAGAAUUUUACACCAACAAGUGGUUGGUGUCUAAGAAAGAAUAUUUGGAGCAGCAAAUAAAAGACAUGGAUUCUUUAUUAAUUGAAAACAAAUCUCUGCAAGAAAUUGAUCAGUUAAAACUCCUCAAGGGCAAAAUUGAAAUCAACAGCAUUGUCAUCAGUGGAUUUAUACACGCACAGGCUGGAAACAACCAAGAGACAAUACAUUUAGAUCCAGAUACAGCACACCCUAAUCUGGAAGUUUCCUCAAACCUGCUGGAGGUUUGCUGGAGCAAACAGAGCAGGCAGGACACCAAGGACAGAGAACUCAUCAGUGCGGAGUACAGUAUCUUGGCCAAGGAAUCAUUCCUCAGUGGCUCUCAUUAUUGGGAGACUGCAGUCUGGGAGAAACCGUACUGGCUAAUUGGUCUGUCAUAUGGAACCAAUACACAGGCAGGAGAGAAGAAUGCAACUCCUGACUGUAUCGUCUUGAACAAGGCAUUCUGCUACAUCUAUCAUGGAAAUGGACAAUAUCUUGUAUGGAAUGGCUCUGAGGAAACUAUGCUAGCAGUGGAAAGGAGGAUUCAGAAAAUUGGCAUCUGUGUUGAAAUUGAAAAAGGAACAGUAUCUUUCUAUGAUGCAGACACAUCAAAAUUGCUCCAUUUGUUUGAAGUAAAAUUCCUGGGACCCCUUGACUAA